GUGGCAGCCAACCAGUGGGCGCGCCGCAGACGCAAGUGUGUUGUCCACGCCGUCAGCCACUGGCUCUCGGAGGCCUGCGCCGCGGGGCUCGGGGUGGACCUCACGAAAGCCAUCUGGCCCACGAAAGCCAUGCCACAGGGCGACAGCUGCGCCCUGGGGGCCAUGACGGCGCCUUUGUGCCCUGGCACCCAGAGCCCGCCUUGGAUUGGGCGUGACGACAGAAGUUUAGGCGCGAAGGGCGAGCGCGCCUCCGCAGACUUGCGGGCCGGCCUCGAGGCCACGCAGGCCUUCGACUCCGACGUCGGUUUCGUGGAGAACGCCGCCACGCGCCAAGAGUGGGGCGCUCCGGGCAAGCAGCGGGUGGAGCACUUUGGCCUUACGGCGGUGCCUGCAGAUCCGUCCCAACCCAUCCUCCCCAGGGGGGGCUGGCAAGAGCUGUUCGCUGCCCUCGCGGUUCUCGCCUCGCUCCCGGGGGCCAUGGACGUGCGCGAGCGGCUCAGCGUGGCCCCGCUGGUGGCACCUGUUCCCCGCGCAGUGCCAGACCAGCCAUUCUGGGCAAUCUUGCGUUCAAGGUGCAGCACGUGGUGGUGCCAUUGGCGAUGGUGGGCGCAGCGCAUCAUGCUGCGCCCGCCUCUCUCGCCAGCCAUCGCUGCAGCCACAGCGUUGGCCAGUCCAUCCCUGGUCUGGAGCCUUGUUGCACGACGAGCAGUCGCCGAACAUUUCGAGCUCCUGGGGUUGACCAGUUGCCGGUUCGAUCUCGAGUGGGGCCUGCAGGUGUCCGUGGACCGCAAUGACUC
Molecule: messenger RNA, 797 nt
Organism: Prorocentrum cordatum
Lineage: Eukaryota; Dinophyceae; Prorocentrales; Prorocentraceae
Source: the annotation of a GenBank genome assembly